Aplysia californica (California sea hare) is the source of this 2467-nucleotide messenger RNA. RefSeq names its product annexin A11. Gene Ontology annotation, molecular function: calcium-dependent phospholipid binding; calcium ion binding. The record is from RefSeq and is a predicted model, not a curated record. Gene Ontology annotation, cellular component: cytoplasm. NCBI's taxonomy places the organism in Eukaryota, Metazoa, Mollusca, Gastropoda, Aplysiida, Aplysiidae.
CUCCCAACAGGAAUGUUGUUUGUUUUGGUUAUGCCGGCCCCUCCCACUACAACAACUAUCACUACAUCACCACACGCUCUCACACAAACACGAGGAAGUGACAAGCGUAGAGAGGAGGCUGGCUGGCUGUGAUAUUGAUACGCUUGAUUUUGUGGCUGUGGACUGCCUUGUGUUACGACAGCCGCUCUGUUUGCUGACUGACGAAUCGAUAUCACAAUAAAAGCAGAGAGCGCUGAAAACAAACCUCUAGUUUCUCCACUGACUGCUUCCGAGUCUUUCCCCCCUGACAUCUUUGAGCAUUUCACAGCAGGAGCAAAAUGGCUAUGCAAUACCCUGGUGCCUCUCUGCCUAUGCCAACGCCUUUGGGCUCUGUGCAGCCAGCACAACCGUUUGACCCGGAGAAAGCGGCCGAGGGACUGCGGAAAGCCAUGAAAGGACUGGGACCUCCGGGAUGACCUCAAGUCUGAGCUGAGCGGGAAAUUUGAAGAGAUCGUUCUGAAGUUGUUGGACCCACCCCGGGUAUAUGACGCCAAGGAGUGUGAUGACGCUAUCAAGGGAGCGGGAACUGACGAGGACACGCUCAUAGAGAUCCUCUCCACUAGGACCAACGCCGAGAUAGUUCAAGCGCGACCUAGAGCGGGAGAUCCAGUCGGACACCAGCGGCCACUUCCGUCGUCUGCUCACCUCUCUGGUCACAGGCAACAGGGAGGAGCGGCCCACGCCUGACCUUGAACUGGCCAAGAAGGAGGCGCAGGAGCUGCUACAGGCAGGGGAGAAGAAGCUAGGCACAGACGAGUCAGUGUUUAACCGCAUCCUGUGUCUGCGGAGCACUGUCCAGCUGAGGGAGACCUUCAGCCAGUACCAGGCCAUCAGCGGCAAGGACAUCGAGAAGGCGAUACAGUCGGAGAUGAGUGGGAACCUGGAGCUGGGAUGUCUGGCUAUUGUGAAAGCUGCCAAGAACACACCAGCUUUCUUCGCUGAGCGCCUCCACAACAGCAUGAAGGGCGCCGGGACCAAGGACAGCGCUCUCAUUCGCCAGAUUGUCUCUCGCAGUGAGGUGGACAUGGCGGAGAUCAAGCGAGCGUUCAACGCCAUGUACGGCAAGCCGCUGUCCAGCUUCAUCAAAGGAGACACCAGUGGGGACUACCGCAAGACACUCAUGGGACUGGUGGGGGAGUGAGGCCGGCCAUGCCAGGCGCUUUGAUGGCAGUUUGAUGCUGGGGAGGUUGUGUGUGUGUGUAAACUGUUUUAGAGAAUAAGGAGGUAGGGGUGAGAUCACGGGAGGUAGCGGGGAGAUCACGGGAGGUAGGGGGGAGAUCACGGGAGGUAGGGGGGAGAUCACGGUAGAGAUGAGAGAUGUUUUUUCCAAGGUGUAAUUAUGACUCAUAGACAGUGGGGAGGGGGGGACGUGGAAAAGAUGAGAAAGAUGGUUUCUCUGUUGGUCGCCUUGUCUCGUCUGUGAAAUGUCCAGACAUGGGCGGUGACUGGAGUGUGUCAUUGCUGUGUCUCGUAGCGUCUGUCAGAUGAGACAGUUUUGCUCUCAACCUGUAGCAAGGGUUCUGCACUACGGCUCAAGAAUCAGAACGUGGAGUGGUCUAUGAGUCUGUGUGUCUGUCUGUGAGUCUGUUGGUCUGUCUGCCAGACUGUGAACUUGUUCUGUCUCGGCUUUUGCUUUGUGGUGUUUAUAACGGGGAUUCUACAUUUUUUGUUACAUUCAUUUUUAUAUUUUUAGUUUACAUCUCCAGAGUUUUUUUGACUUGCCGCAGUUUUGUUUUUAUGCAUUCAGCGCACACUUGUUGGUUGGAAAGCAAUUACUGAUGUUUGUACAAACUGUGUGUUCCCAAUGUCGUCCCAAUGUAGUCUCGUCAGCGGUACUCUAUCAGCGCAAGGCUGGCUGCCAUAUUUCUUGUACAAUGUCUGCACGGUGGUGAAGAAAUGGGAGGUGUUGGUAUCACCAUGCUGACAUUUCAAGUGUUUUCUACGCCGUUUCUAUGCCGUGUUGAUAGAUCACCACACAAACGCUUACAGCCGUUUCUGCGCGGCGUUUUGUUAGAUCACCAUGCAGAUCCUUCAAGUCAUUUCUACGCAGUUUCUACGCCGUUUUACUCCAUAUAUUAUCAUUAGUUAUUGUAUUGUAGCUUUUUUAGUCACUUUCUUAGUUCCUAGUAUGGACACAUUUUCUUGUAGAACAUUUAUUUUGUGUUUUGUUUUGUUUUGUUUUGUUAUUGUGCUGUCAAAAUGAUCCUGUGUUUGUCGGAAAAGUUUGGUGUAACUGAGGUGACCUUGUUAUGUCUGUGUGAUGUAGGGGUGUUGUUUGUGUGUCAUCUUUUCUGUGUGUCGUGUUGUCAUAAUGUUUGCGCCUUGUGUGUUUUGUUUCCUGACGUCUAUCUCCGACAUUUCCCGCGCAUGUUUUUGAACUAAGGGAAAUAAAUGAUGAAAAUGAAAUUACGAUCUGUGAUACAGAAAA